ACCGGAAGUGGCUCUCGGAUGUAAUUUGACGGAGAACCCGCUCCUCUUCCGCCCUCUUUUCCCUCAGCCACCGGGCGAAAAUGACCAAGGGGACAUCAUCUUUCGGUAAGCGCCGGAACAAGACGCACACCUUGUGUCGUCGUUGCGGUUCCAAGGCCUAUCAUCUGCAGAAGUCCAGCUGUGGCAAGUGUGGCUACCCCCAGAAGCGCAAGAGAAAGUACAACUGGAGCGCCAAGGCAAAGAGGAGGAACACCACUGGAACUGGCCGUCUGAGGCACCUGAAGGUCGUCUAUCGCAGAUUCAGGAAUGGUUUCCGGGAAGGCACCACCCCCAAACCCAGACGUGCUGCAGUGGCCGCCUCCAGCUCAUCCUAAAAGACACAUUUUUGGUUAAAUAAAUGUGAUGUUCAACAACA
Messenger RNA from Solea senegalensis (Senegalese sole), 415 nucleotides. It is a transcript of the gene rpl37, whose product is annotated as ribosomal protein L37. Gene Ontology annotation, molecular function: RNA binding; structural constituent of ribosome. Gene Ontology annotation, biological process: translation. The record is from RefSeq and is a predicted model, not a curated record. Lineage: Eukaryota; Metazoa; Chordata; Actinopteri; Pleuronectiformes; Soleidae. Gene Ontology annotation, cellular component: ribosome; cytosolic large ribosomal subunit. The transcript has 4 exons. The coding region runs from base 81 to 374 and encodes 97 amino acids.